AUGAUGCAGCCCUCAGAAACAGUUGAGAUGCAGGAUAUGGCCCAACCACCCGCAAGUGCCCCGCUCGCACCACAAGGAGGACAGCAACGAGAUGUUGAAGCCCGUUUCCAAGUGGCACCUCAAGAGCCAAGAGAGCGUGGAUGUGUCGAAUUAUUGUGUAUUGGAAUUUCUUGGUUUCUUCUCAUCAUCACUUUCCCUUUCUCACUUUGCCACCUCAUGACCUUUUUUCCGAUCGUCCAAGAGUACCAACGUGCCGUUGUUUUCCGUCUUGGACGUCUCAUUCCGGACGUUAAAGGACCCGGUAUCUUCUUCAUCAUCCCUUGCAUCGACCAGUUCCUCAACAUUGAUCUCCGCGUUGUCUCGUAUAACGUUCCAUCGCAAGAGAUCCUCUCUCGAGAUUCGGUAACCGUAUCUGUUGACGCAGUUGUCUACUUCAAGGUUUUUGACCCAAUUACAUCGGUCGUUGGAGUUGAGAACGCGACUGAAUCCACUAAGCUUCUAGCUCAAACUACACUUCGUACAAUUCUCGGAUCCCACACCCUGUCUGAAAUUCUAUCCGACCGUGAGAAAAUCUCGGCCGAUAUGAAAAUCGGCCUUGACGAGGCUACUGAGCCAUGGGGAAUCAAGGUUGAGCGUGUCGAGCUUCGUGAUGUCCGUCUUCCAUCUCAAAUGCAACGCGCGAUGGCUGCCGAGGCUGAGGCCAGCCGUGACGCAGGAGCAAAGAUUAUCGCUGCCGAGGGAGAACUGAGAGCAUCUGCCGCUCUUGCGGAAGCCGCUACGGUCAUUUCAAAGUGCGAGGGAGCCAUGCAGCUGCGCUAUCUUCAUACCCUAAACGCAAUCAGCUCCGAGAAGACCAGCACCAUCAUCUUCCCAUUCCCAAUGGAAAUGUUCGCCGGAAUCAAGACAGGAGGAGCCACGAGCGGUGCGAAUUUCCCAGUUCAAGAGAUGGUACAAGCCGCUCUUCAAAAUAUCCAACGCCAGGAUACAAUUCCAGCCACCGCCUCAUCCGGAGGAAGCCGAUUCUAA
Molecule: messenger RNA, 1026 nt
Organism: Caenorhabditis briggsae
Lineage: Eukaryota; Metazoa; Nematoda; Chromadorea; Rhabditida; Rhabditidae
Gene: Cbr-sto-1
Product: Protein CBR-STO-1
Exons: 7
Coding region: 1-1026 (341 amino acids)
Cellular component (GO): plasma membrane
Source: RefSeq, a predicted model, not a curated record